CAAUACGAAUCUAAAGCCCAACCCUUGCUACAGUUUGACAGUUGACUUCCCCAGGCAAUUUACUUGUAAUGCCGUCAUUCAUACGCACAACGUCGUCAUUAUAGCAGCCAGGACGUAAUUUUUGUGAAUAAUGUUUGUCCGGGAGGUGGAAUUCGAGGACAUUAACAAGACCCUCAGCAUCUAUCAGGAAAAUGAGGGAGACGUUGGAUGCGUCGUGUGGGACGCGGCCCUUGUCGCUGCCAAGUACCUGGAGAGGCAUCGGGAAAAGCCAGAGAAAAAUGUAGUGGCCGGUUGCAGCGUUGUGGAACUUGGUGCUGGAACUGGAUUCCUUGGAUUAGCUGCAGCUCUUUUAGGGGCUUCACAGGUAACCAUUACUGAUCUUCCAGAAUUUGUCCACUUGAUGGAGAAAAAUAUCAAGGAGAAUCGCCACAUAAUACAAGACCAGGUGAAAGCUAAGGUUUUGGAAUGGGGCAACAAAGAACACAUGGAUGCCAUCGAUAAACCCAAAGUCAUUCUCGUUGCAGAUUGUAUUUACUAUGAACAGUCGCUGGAACCCCUCAUUUCAACGCUGAGGAGUAUAUCCGGCUCUCACACGACCAUCCUGCUGAGUUAUGAGGAACGGACCUCGGGAAACAAACUGCACCUGCAGAAAAAGUUUUUCGAAUUAAUGGACCAAUUUUUCACAAAAACAAAAAUACCUAUCGAAGACCAUCACGAAGUUUAUAGCAGUGAUGAAAUUCAUCUGUAUAAAUUUUGCCUGAAAUAAUGGUUGCAUUCUUUAGGCUUGAACUACCUCUUUUAAUUGUUUACUUUUUUAUGGUUGUUAUCUUGCGUCUGCGGAGCAUCUUCCGAAUAAAACUAUUUUAUUGUA
Molecule: messenger RNA, 871 nt
Organism: Macrobrachium nipponense
Lineage: Eukaryota; Metazoa; Arthropoda; Malacostraca; Decapoda; Palaemonidae
Product: protein N-lysine methyltransferase METTL21D-like
Exons: 4
Coding region: 131-766 (211 amino acids)
Biological process (GO): peptidyl-lysine methylation
Cellular component (GO): cytosol; cytoplasm
Molecular function (GO): protein-lysine N-methyltransferase activity
Source: RefSeq, a predicted model, not a curated record